Amoebophrya sp. A120 is the source of this 177-nucleotide messenger RNA. The record is from the annotation of a GenBank genome assembly. Lineage: Eukaryota; Dinophyceae; Syndiniales; Amoebophryaceae.
CUGGAGACGAUAGUGCGCGAGCAUGCGCAAAAUUUCGAUGAUAAAAAAGCGUCCGAAAUCUGCAUUGUGCUUGAUGAGCGGAAGUUGAGCGGCACAGAGGCAAAAGGGCGCAUCGACGAGCUGGGUAGCGGUGCCAGCGUGUUUAUCUGCGGCAGCUCGGUAUUCGAGGACAGCGAC